Molecule: messenger RNA, 984 nt
Organism: Telopea speciosissima
Lineage: Eukaryota; Viridiplantae; Streptophyta; Magnoliopsida; Proteales; Proteaceae
Product: myb-related protein 308-like
Exons: 3
Coding region: 11-943 (310 amino acids)
Source: RefSeq, a predicted model, not a curated record
AGAAGCUGCCAUGGGUCAUCAUUCUUGCUGCAACCAACAGAAGGUUAAGAGGGGUCUCUGGUCUCCUGAAGAAGAUGAAAAACUUGUUCGAUAUAUAACCACCCAUGGCUAUGGUUGUUGGAGUGAAGUCCCUGAGAAAGCAGGCCUUCAAAGAUGUGGUAAAAGCUGUCGUUUGAGAUGGAUCAACUAUUUGAGGCCAGAUAUCAGACGAGGCAGAUUCACUCCAGAAGAGGAGAAGCUGAUUAUAAGCCUGCAUGGUGUCGUAGGGAACAGGUGGGCUCACAUUGCAAGUCACUUGCCUGGUAGAACAGACAAUGAAAUAAAGAACUACUGGAAUUCAUGGAUUAAGAAGAAAAUAAGGAAAUCAUCAUCAACUCCAGAGUUGAAUUCGAAACCGGGUUAUGGUUCUAAUAACCAAAUCAAUUUAAUGAAUCAAGAAUUUAUGACAAAUAAGGCACCAAUUCAAGAAACCCUAUUUUCUUCUCAAUGCCCACUUCUUAUGUUUGAUACUAAUUUGGUUUUUGAUAAUGGGUUUACUAGUAGUAUCAGUAGUAGUAGUGGAGUAGUAGAUGUAAACCAACAUGAAACCCAAACACUUCUUGCACCUCUUCCUCCUUUUCUUAAUCAACCUUCACUUCACCCUAUUUCAACAUUUACAGCUCCAAGCAUGAACUCAAGUUAUUUGCCAGCUUUUGAAAACCUAGAAGCAGCCAUGGUGCCUCUUGAGGUUCAAGCAUGUGGUUUAGAAGAAGAUGGAGAGAUGGACUUGGAUUGCUUACAGAGACAGGAUUUGAAUGAAUGGCUUGAGUCUCACUCAUGCCCAUCUAGCUUUCUAAUUUGGGAUCAACCCAUUGAGUCACAGAUGUGUGGGGAAGGAAAUCUUGCACCUUCUUCUUCAAAUGCUUCAGCUAUGCUUUCUUCUUCUUACCCCUCUUCAUUUUAAGGUUAUGAUGAGGUGAGGUGUUUUAUUUAUCCUCUUUCUCU